Adineta ricciae is the source of this 525-nucleotide messenger RNA. The record is from the annotation of a GenBank genome assembly. Lineage: Eukaryota; Metazoa; Rotifera; Eurotatoria; Adinetida; Adinetidae.
AUGGCAAACGAAAAAGCAAAGUGUGCUUGUGAUGCUGUUUUAAAUCGCAAAAAAGGUGCAACAACAGGAUUGAGAAAGCAUUUACUUCAAGGACAUAAACGUCAAGCAUUUGGAGUGACGUCAACAAAACCACUUUCAAAAUCUUGUCAACUUUCAACUGAACAACAGAAAAACUUCGACUCAUUAACCAUUAAAUUUAUUAUCGAAGAUGGUCGAAACUUUACUGAUAUGAAUAAGUCAGGUGUACUGAAGGUGUUCGAUCACUUAGUGGAAGGUUAUGUACCACCACAUCGUUAUACGGUCCAACGUACUUUAAAACGAUUAGAAUCUGAAUAUGAAGCUUCAUCAAUCAACGAGUUAUCAAUUGUUCAAUCUGUACGUGUAACCUGCGAUUUUUGGAAUGGCAAAUGUUUUCAAUCAUGCAUGUGUCUAACCGUAAUUAUAUCCUACUUUGUUAUUUAUUCACCCAAAUAUCUGUGUAAAACGGCAAUCAUUUUUCUCAGUUGUUCCUGCCAUAUCAAAUAA